Messenger RNA from Eimeria necatrix, 2991 nucleotides. RefSeq lists its product as hypothetical. The record is from RefSeq and is a predicted model, not a curated record. NCBI's taxonomy places the organism in Eukaryota, Apicomplexa, Conoidasida, Eucoccidiorida, Eimeriidae. The coding region runs from base 1 to 2991 and encodes 996 amino acids. The transcript has 19 exons.
AUGCUGAAGAAGCUCUCUUCGUUGGCGGCUGGAAGUCACAGCUACCACAGCUCUAGUGGUCCCCUUCAGAUUAGCCGGAAGUGCCUUGACGAGGAAAGGCAAAGACGACACAGCCGUAGCAGCCACAGUAACGACUCAGGAAAAGAUGGCUCACAAACGGAAGCAGAUGGCCUCAGGAACACAAUGGAAAUGCUGAUUGCCGAAAAUGAGCACUUGAAGAGGCUUAUCCAGGAGAGAGACGCUCGCACCAGCUCUGUAAACACAACAGAAGAAAGAGAGGAGCUCGACGCACUGCGGGCGGAAAGAGAUGAAGCUCAAAAAGAGGUGGCCCGGCUUCGGCUGGAGGUGGAGUCGAAGGAGGCACUCAUUGAGUCCAUGAAACGUGAUGGAUUCUUAAAGAACAACGAGGAGACGCAAGAACUUACUAGGAAAAUAGGUUUAUUGGAGGCGCAACUCGAGUUCGAGUGCAAGAAUCACGCUGAUGAGAUUGAGGAGAAGGAAGCAAGACUAGCAGAGCUUGAAAUGCAGCUUGUGGACGCUCAGCAAAAGCCAUCCGUUGAGUCAUCGAUGCCUCAGGAAAGCCCGCCUUCAAGGGAAAAGCAAAGGAUUGUCGAACUGGAAAGAAAGCUAGAGGCACAGGCAGCAGAGCUCUCUCGGAAAGAGGCUGAAGUGACUAAGCUAAAGGCCGAGCUCGAGUGCACUCGCACGAUGUUGGCAGGAAAGAAGGAAGAGCAAUCAGUGUCUUCUGAAGAUGAGCAGCGCGCUCGGGACCUUAGCCGCCGCAUAGCUAUUUUGGAGGCAAAACUGGGCGAAGAGGAAACAAGACGAAUUGAAGCAGAGCAAGCUCUCGCCCGACGGCAGGUCACUCCAGAAGAUCCCGUAGAAAACUGCAAGGAUUUAGAAGAGUUGCGAAGAGAAAUUGAGGAAAAGGACACAGCACUACAAGGGAUGAGCAAGCAACUAUUAGAGGUCUCUGCAGAAAAAGACGAGCUUGAGCAGCAAUUGCAAAAGCUCCGGGAGGCGCCGUCAACGCCGGAAACACCUCGCGCACUGACGAGCAGACGCAGCUUUUUCGGUCGUAGCAAAUCAACAGCGCUAGAGAGGGAUGCCCUUGCUGCUCAGGUUCACAAUCUUGAAGAGCAGCUGCAGAAACUGACCGACAAACGGGUGGAACUUGAGAGAGCGAAAGUCAAACUCGAAAGACAGCUUACUGAGGCUGUGCAAGAAGUCCGCUCGGCUAGGAGCGAGAAAGACGCUAUUGAGAAGAGACUGAAGGAGAGGGAAGCUACUCUUGAGUCCCUUCGCUCCGCUCACGAGAACGUGGAAAAGGCUCUCGACGUCUCGCAGAACAUUUCUCUGCCGCUUCCCAAAGGCCGCCAUGAUACAGAAUUCGACACAAGGGCACAGUUGAUGCUCAAGGAUGAAGUAAUCAAAACUCUUAGUAGCCGAAUAGCAUACCUGCAAUUCGCUUUGAAGGAGGUCACAGCAGAGAAACAGAAAUUGUUGUCGGAGCCAGCAACCAUCGCGCUUCAACAACAAUUGAAAGAAGCGAAAAAUGAACUAUCAGAAAUUUCAUCGAAGUACAGGGGUAUUGUUGCACAGCGCGCGGAGCUCAGGCGGCAGGUUGAGGCACUAACUGGGAAGCUAAAUGAUUCACAGCGGGACAUAGAGAAACUGAGGGCUGCCCUCGAAGAGUCGCAGACAAGGCUUAAUACAACGGCUGACAAGUUCAAAGAACAGAGCGACAGGUACCGAAAUUUAUUAUCGACAUCCUUGACAAAAAUAGAUGAAUUACAGGAGGAAGUUUCGAGGGAAAGAAACAGCAAAAUUUUAGUGGGUAAAGUUUACCGGCAGGAAAUGCUGGAACUGAGGAAAGCAGCAGUGCAAACGGGCAGUGUAAGGGGAGACCCUAUCAGGCCGCUGUCUCUUCGAGAGCCCCAACUGCUCGAGAAGGCGCAGCAGCCGACGCAGCCAUCUCAGGGCCUUUCAAAAGGGCAGUCCUUGUUAUCUAGAAAACAAGCAGAGGCGCGGAAAUCAACCAUAACUUCGACGCUGCAGACGGUGGGCAGCAAAGCAGAACGCGGUUGUCCGUUUAGUCACGGGUGGCCAGUUAAUCUUGGUGAACCCGACGUACCCGAAGACUUUGCGGUCAUUCCUCUGUGCUACCCUUUGGAAGCGACUCCAGGAACAAGCAAGGAAGCCAGGAUGCAGCCUGUUGGAUCUACUGAGACGAGCCUCACUGUUGAACAGCGACGCGCAGCAGGAGCUCUGCACGCGUGUGUAGCUGAAGAGCCAAACGACAGCGUCUGCCAAAAGAAAGGGCUGCUUAAGCCACAGUCAACAUCCAGCUGCGCUCUCUCUGGAGGGUUAGUGUUUGCUGAUGCCGAGGUCCCAACGAGGCUCCAAGUAAUGAACAGUAGGCAACAGCCUGAGAGGCGAGCAGAGCAUUCACUGGCGCAGCCGCACAUGGAGAGAGAAACGCUCGAUGAUCAGCAGCUGCCAUCUACACAGCAUGCACAGGAUGGAUCAAACGGGCAGUUAACACAAGAGCCAAAGCAUUACGAGCAGCAAGAGACCGCAGGUAUCCCGAAGGCGCAUGCCCUUUGUUCAGAAAAUGAGGGAGAUACGGAAAGGCUAGCUCAUCCAACAUACACACAUGAAGGCCUUCCUGCUCAGCAGCAGGUGCAAACUGAUCCAGCUCUCCCUACUGCAGCGGCACAAUCCGCCAGAAGCAGCAGCAGCACCGCUUUUGCAGCUGCCUGCAACCGAAUAUCCACUGACAGUGAUGCAGAUGCUCCCUUUCCAUUAAGAGCAGACGUCGUAGAUUCCGCCGGCCCAUCAACAAUCGAUGGAGUGACUGUCCUUCGAGACUUGCAACUGCUUCAGAAUAAGAAGAAGGUGCUCUUCUCACCAGGUUUAGGCCGCCGAGGAUCUCCAGAAGAGGGGGAUUUCUCUGAGCUCGAAGAGGAUAACAGUGUUGAUUUAUCUUGA